Molecule: messenger RNA, 663 nt
Organism: Debaryomyces fabryi
Lineage: Eukaryota; Fungi; Ascomycota; Pichiomycetes; Serinales; Debaryomycetaceae
Product: E2 ubiquitin-conjugating protein
Exons: 1
Coding region: 1-663 (220 amino acids)
Molecular function (GO): protein binding
Source: RefSeq, a predicted model, not a curated record
AUGUCCCGUGUUAAAAGAAUUGCUAAGGAGUUAGAAGAAUGUGGCCAAGAUACACAAUCUGGUGUCUCUUUGCUGUUGGUUAACGAAACUGAUUUGACACAUUUGAACGGUUACUUUAGAGGGCCACCUGGUACCCCAUACGAAGGAGGAUUAUUCCAAGUCGAUAUCAACAUUCCAAAUGAAUAUCCCUUCAAGCCUCCACAAAUGAAGUUUUCCACAAAGAUAUAUCAUCCUAAUAUUUCUUCAGUCACCGGUGCAAUUUGUUUGGAUAUUUUGAAGGACGCAUGGACGCCGAUUUUGACAUUGAAAAGUUCGUUAAUUUCGUUACAAUCGUUGUUGCAAUCGCCAGAACCUAACGAUCCCCAGGAUGCUGAAGUUGCCAAGCAUUACUUAACCAACAAGAAGGGGUUUGAAGAAACGGCUGCUUACUGGACUAAGAUUUAUGCUUCGGACGGCGAAAAAGGUGGUAAGGGUGAUUUGAGCGAUUCGGCUUUGUAUGGAAUCGAUGACGAGAUUGUCACACAGUUUGAAAACAUGGGUUUCCCAAGAGACAAGACCAUUGAAGUUUUAAGAAGGAUGGGAAUUAAAAGUUUCAACGGAGUUGGUAACAAAAGUGACUUAGAAAAUAAGAUCUUAGAAGAAUUAUUAAGAGAAUGUCAAUAA